Drosophila bipectinata is the source of this 4158-nucleotide messenger RNA. RefSeq names its product Zinc finger protein swm (gene swm). The record is from RefSeq and is a predicted model, not a curated record. NCBI's taxonomy places the organism in Eukaryota, Metazoa, Arthropoda, Insecta, Diptera, Drosophilidae. Gene Ontology annotation, biological process: mRNA processing. Gene Ontology annotation, molecular function: metal ion binding; RNA binding. Gene Ontology annotation, cellular component: nucleus.
UACCGAUAACGAUAACUGACUCUCAUCUGAAGCAACCUUGCAACAGAAAAAGUGCAGUGAAAAAUACAAAAAUAGCAGUUUAAAACUUUAUUUUGUUGUACAAGACUUAAUCAUAAGUUUAAUUUAAGGCGUAAGAAAACCUAAGCGGAACCAAAUCGUUGUUAAGAAGGCAGGAGAGCCUAGAAAGCCGUGUAGAAUUGUCGCCUGAGCGACAGAGGUCAUCUUAAAAAUACAUUUUCGGGCGUGUGUGCAUGUGAGUGCCCCCGAGCUCGUUUAACCCCCACCCAGACCGAAUCUGCCUAGACCAACGCAGCCAACAAUCAAAUAAAUCAACAAUCAAACACAACCAAUAGUAACAGCCCGCCUCAGGAUGAUACUGGAGAAUUCGGACAAGCUCAAGGACUGGUUGAGUGUGGUCCUGGAGCCUCUCUGCGAUGCGGACUCUUCGGCCUUGGCGCGCUAUGUUAUCGCGCUAUUAAAGAAAGACAAAUCGGAUAAGGAUCUUAAGCGGAUUAUGAUCGAACAACUGGAUGUCUUUUUAUCGGAGGAGACAACGCGCUUUGUAGAGCGCCUUUUCGAUGCCAUUGCCAGCGAGGAGUACCUGACGCUGCCCGCCCCAGUUCCGACAGUUACUGGAGCUGCCUCUGAGCUGGAUCUCGACCAAGAACUGGCUCUGGCUAUCGACGGGGCCCAGGAUGAAAUCGAGGCCGUGCUGGCUGCCGACUCCCCUCCGCCACUACCAAAAGAGAAUGUGAUAAUCCCCGAGAGCAAUGCGACACAACAGGAUAAGGCAAGCCAAAACGCCAACGAGGCAGCGGCCUUAUCGUUUACCAGCCAGGAAGCCAGCAUUGCCUCGAAUCCCGCAACAGACGCCAAGUCCGCCUUUGAUCACAAAACCAAAGAAUCACACAACUCACAGUCCGCCUCCCACUAUCAUCAUCACCACGUUCGCAGCGCUAGCCCACCAGGCAGGAGCAGCGGGGUAAGUGGAAACGGAGGUACAGCGGGCGGUGGAGGUUUGGCAACUGGAUAUGCCGAUAAGGAAAACCAACCUCGGGACAGUCGACGGCGGCGCGCCUCCUUGCGUUCGCGGUCCCGAUCUCGGUCAAGAUCUAACGAACGAACCUUCCGACGUUCCCGAUCCCGCGAUCGCCGGGUAAACGAACGUGAGAAAACUCAGCGCCAGUUCCGUAACAAAUCACCGCCAGGAUCGCAGACAGACAACCGUCAUCAUGGGCGACGCAACUUUGACCGACGGCGCAUCGGUGGAAAUACGGAUGAUCGUCCACGCUUUGGCAACAAUAAGGGCCGGAGGUCGCAUAGCCGAUCAAUGUCCCCAGAGCGAAACAUGCGGCGUAACCAAAACUCCCCCGAUCGAGCUGCAGCUGGACAAGGCAACCAACCUCCAGCUCCGGUGGCACCACCAACGCCCGUCGAGCAUCCUGCCGCCCAUCCCCGUCAAAGGUGUCGUGAUUUUGACGAGAAGGGCUAUUGCGUGAGAGGCGAAACAUGCCCCUGGGACCAUGGAGUUAACCCUGUUGUCUUUGAGGGUAUCAACAACUCUGCACUGAUGAUGUCCAUGCGCGAGUACAAUCCAGAUGCACCAGAAAUUUGGGCCCGUGGAGGAGGACCCCCUCCAGGAGCUGGUCAGGGACCAGUGCCACCGCCUGCACAGGCGGGUCCGGCUAACAUUAAUCCGUUUAGUGGUAGUGUGCGUCCUAAUGCGUUGAUGAGUGGAUCGGGACCCAAUCCGCUGGGUGUGCCCAACCCCGCUGACUAUGCCCGCAACUCGGGAGCACCACCACCACCGCCUUCCAUGAUGCCAUUCCCUUUCAACCCAACGGCCGUGACUACACCGCUUCAACGCCAGCUUAUACCCAUACCCGUCGUUGAUGGCGCCCCCUCAGGUGGGGUGGCAGAGCUCGGGAAGCGGCGCUUCGAACUGGAAGACACUGUGGCUAUUGCAGACGUUCCAUCCAAGCGAAAGGUGCCUAUUAACAGCCGAUUGGGUCCAAGGGUCAACCCAAAUAUGCAGCAACACAACAGUUCCUUGGAGUUGCGAAAGGUGCCCCGCGGACUCAACACCAUUGCUCAUCUGAACAACCACUUUGCCAAGUUCGGCAAGAUAGUGAACAUCCAGGUGUCUUACGAAGGUGAUCCGGAGGCAGCUAUUGUCACGUUUUCCACGCACGCGGAGGCGAAUGUCGCUUAUAGAAGCACCGAGGCGGUGUUGAACAAUCGUUUCAUUAAAGUCUUCUGGCACAACGAUAGCAGCGGAGUUGAGGUGGGUCAACUGAAUCCUAUGGGCGGUGGCGUCGGAGGAGGAGGCGGCGGAAGGAAGAACACCAGCCAGUACCAUUUGCAUAACGUGCCUGCAAUGCCAACUCCCAACGCUGAUAGUGCCAAGAUUAGCAAUGCAAAUCCACUGACUGAAGCCGGAGCGGCAAACAAUGCAACGCCAUUAGCGGAGCAAGCCAGCACAGCGGCCCCAGCCUCCAUGCGCCUCAAGCUCAAUGCGGCAGCGCCAAAUGCAGGAGCAGCGGGAGGAGCGCCCGGAGCUGCUGGCCGCCCCAUUAAUCCUGCCACACUGCGUAAAAAGCAAGAAGAGCAGCAGAAGGCCGUACACCAACUUGCCAACGGGCUGCGGAAGCGCAAACAGGAAUUGCUUCAGAGCUACGUCAAGCAGAUGAAAACCGCUCUGGAGUUGGUGGAGCGGAUGGAUCCGCAAGAUCCUCAGAGGGCUCCAACAUUGGAAACUAUCAAAGUACUGCAGCAGACUAUCGAUAAAAUGCGCAAGGACGUCCAUGCGGACCAGGACCAACUUCAAGCCCAGAUUCAACAACAGCAGCAACAAUUACCGCCUAUUAAGAAGACUAAGGAACAACAAAAAAAAGAACUGCUGGACAUGGAGCUUGAGCUGAUCGCCCAGCAACAAGAAGGGAAUGAUACGACGGCCAUACAGAAGCGACUCGAAGAACUGCAACGAAAUCUAGGUGUCGGUGGUGGCCAGGCCGGAAUGAACUCCAAGGCGGCACACUUUGCGUCCGCACCUGGUGCCGCGGGUGGCGUUGGACGAAAACGACCAAACCUUCCCGAAGGACCCACCCGUGUAGACCGUCGACCAAAAGCCAUUGUAGUUACCGGAUUUGCGGCCGAAGAGGCGGACUUUGUCCUGGGCCACUUCAAGAACUUUGGUGAGAUUUCCAAACAUGAUGUAGACCGUGAGAUUCCGCAGCUAAUACUCUCGUAUGCUACCCGCCUCAAUGCAGAGCAGGCCGUGCUCCGAGGCAAAAUGUACAAAGACAAGCGUCUUCAGAUUUCAUGGGCUCCGGUGGUGACACCGACGCCUGCCCCAACGGUGGCGCCUGUCGACAAAACCCCCUCAGCAGCUGCCGGUGGCACCGGCCUUGAGAACCCUAAAGAGUUAAUUCAGUCCGUCAGCGAGAGUGAAAGUCUUCUGGGCAGUGACACGUUACCGGAGCUGCGAUUGGAGGAUGAAGAGGAGGAUGAGGAGUCCGAGGAUCGUUCCUGGCGUCGUUGAUGCACUGCCCUUCGCUACUAAAGCGUCCAAGCAAGCUCCAUGUGGCUCAGAAGUGUUAGGAAACCCUUAACAUGUAUUUGUUGUUAUUCUAUAUCUAACUGCGGUGUGUGCGGGCGUGAUGAGGAGGAGAAGAACGGCGAUGCACUUUGCACACUUCCGCCAUAAUUAAACGCUCUAAAUAUUACUAAUAUUUUACUGAAAAUAAGUUAUGAAAUGCAUACAAAUACGAAUGAGUUUAUAGCUAAGCCUAAGUCCGAAAUAACAACACAUAAACUACAAUUUUAAACGCGAAAUUCAACCAAAUCCAUAUCUCUGCUAGAGACGAAACAUUGGUUAAGAGUCGUAAUCCUUUGUAUUUACACAUUUUUCACUCUAUCCUUUUCUUAAAUACAAAUAUAUAUAUACAUAUAUAUAAUUGUUAAGAUUUUAUGUUGAGUUAAAGCUAUAAAACACUAAAAAAAAAAAAAAAAAAAAUUGCAAAACAAAAAUCCCCAAAAACAAGCGCAAUGAAAAGUCAAAAGUAAAAAAAAGAGAAAAACAUCGUAGAAACGAAAAAGCAAAACAGCAAGUUAUAUAGAGAGAUAUAAUAAAGUAAAUAGUUUCGUAUUUCAGGAUAA